Hemiscyllium ocellatum (epaulette shark) is the source of this 1849-nucleotide messenger RNA. RefSeq names its product refilin A (gene rflna). Gene Ontology annotation, molecular function: filamin binding. The transcript is spliced from 4 exons. The coding region runs from base 181 to 837 and encodes 218 amino acids. Gene Ontology annotation, biological process: negative regulation of bone mineralization involved in bone maturation; actin filament bundle organization; negative regulation of chondrocyte development. Gene Ontology annotation, cellular component: actin filament bundle. The record is from RefSeq and is a predicted model, not a curated record. Lineage: Eukaryota; Metazoa; Chordata; Chondrichthyes; Orectolobiformes; Hemiscylliidae.
CACACUCUUACUUACAACCCCAAACUGCAAUUCAUGUUCCAAAGCUCAAAGAAAGAUACCAAACCACUGAGUGCCAUCUCCCUUUGUUCCUUUCUGGCUGAGAUUCGGAGAAAUUCCGGAUCUACUUGGAUCUCUGGCUCAUGAUUAACUGUUGAGAUUAAUUUUGCUGGACACCCCGCAAUGGUGGGUCACUUAAACUUGCAAGACAUGAAUGAGAACUUUGAGAUGAAAUGUAAGAACCAGGAGCGUUUUCUGGACAGUCCUGACUCUGGGCUCCCUCCCAGCCCCAGCCCUUUCUUUGCACUUUCUCCACGGAUUCCUGAGGACAAAGGAAACCCAACAGCCUGGAGAAACAGCCCAGCACCAGCCACAAGGAGCCAGGAGGGAAAACUGAUUCCGUACAUCGCCCUGAACUCACUCCCAUUGGACCCAAGACACAGAAUGCAGCCUGUGUGCUUCGGUGAGAGAAUUGAGGUGAAUUGUGAAUCAGCACAGGAAAUCCGCUGUCACUCUCUUGUGAGGUAUGACUCCGAGAAGCAUUACCGGGACUGUAUCUAUUACGAAACAGUUCCAACCAUCACUUUCUACACUGAGACCAUCAUCACUACUCCCAACUGCACUUGGAGGAAUUAUAAAUCACAACUCCGAUUCGAGCCUCGUCAGAAACCUCUGCGAUUUGAGACCACCACCAUCAUUUUCCCAAAACGUACAAAGAACAUUUUCAGGACCACACUGAACUACAAUCCCGGGGGCAGCAGCAGGCGCUUCAUGUCCAGUGUUCGGCUACAAACCAUCGAGAUGGUCAAACCCUGUUUCAUUUACAUGGAGGACCUGUGACCCACUGGGUCCUGGCACCUUCAGCUGAUGGAGCAGGGCAUCAUGGUCCUUCUCUCAGGCUCUUAUUAAUCUACAAACCUUGUAUAAUUGUUACUGAAUUUCUAAAUCCUGCCUACUCCAAGGAUCUUGUUACAAUUUAAUAAAACAAUUCAAAGUUCAGAAAUACCACAAAAAGCUCAGUUCUAAUUGGGUCAAAAUACCACAAGAGCAGUUCUGAUUGGUAAGUGCGUGGAUCUGAUUUGUUUGUAGGUGGAUCUGAUUGGAUCAACAAGAUACCACUUCCAAUUGUUUGAGCUGACUGUUUCCCAGGGGUCAGUGAGAGAAACCACAAAGAGACUCAAGUUAACCUCGGGGCUAGAGUUGGGGCUGUGUUGGCCGAGGGUUUUGGAAUUGUCAGCGACACUGGGAGAACAUGCAGGUGAUCACCUACCUGAGGACCAUUUAACAAUGAGCAAUGUCUCAGAAACAGUCACAGGGUAACCAGGAUGGAGCAUUGGUCCCUGUCAGAUCAAGCAACUGCUGUUUGUCAGUUGGGUUAAACUGGUCAAUGGGUAAAGCUGGCUGUUUGGGUUAAUCUGGUAUUCCAGCCAUUUCUACUUAAAUAUGCAGGUGUGAGAUGGAGGAUGUGACAGGUCACUUGGUGUGUGUUCCUCAGAGGGAUCAGGUGAAGAAGCACAUUUAGUGAGAAUGUCACCAAUUGCAUUAAGAUCUUGGUAACUGAGUCACUCCUGAGCCACCCAAUGAUCUUUAACUUGCCCCCAUGACAGAUUCUCUUUUCACCAACACACACACAGAACUGAUCCUGGUAUAGACUCCUAUCUGAGUUGGGGUCUGAGGCAUUGGGAGUUCAGGGAGUGAGGGCGUUAAAGGGCAGAAAGGGCAGGGGUGGGGGCGACAUGGGUGUGCUCAAAAUUCUCAGACAAUAGGAGCUACUGCCCUCACAGAGACAUUACCCCACACUCACCCACUCUUGGCUUCAGUCACAGAACUGGGACACAAGAAUUGGGAGGCU